Molecule: messenger RNA, 2270 nt
Organism: Clupea harengus (Atlantic herring)
Lineage: Eukaryota; Metazoa; Chordata; Actinopteri; Clupeiformes; Clupeidae
Gene: csrnp1b
Product: cysteine and serine rich nuclear protein 1b
Biological process (GO): regulation of transcription by RNA polymerase II
Cellular component (GO): nucleus
Molecular function (GO): sequence-specific DNA binding; DNA-binding transcription factor activity, RNA polymerase II-specific
Source: RefSeq, a predicted model, not a curated record
CGGCGUGGGCAGUCUCUCCCUCUGUGUCACUGCCUGCGUCAGACGCCAGGAGGGAGUUUUCCACUGACGAAAAAGGCUGCGCUGCCGAGCAGACUGUUUCAGACAAGGGAAACGCUUCAGCUGGUACGGUGUCCAUACAAUAGCGAGACAAAAACCGAAGACUCUGUGCACGGAUAACGCGCGAUCGUGUCGCCUGGAUUACUAUUAUUUCAUCCUCUGAUUUCAUCUAUUGUCACUAAUGGUGAUCGGAUACGUUUAUUCUUGAUCAUCUACCGCUCUAUAAGCGCCAUGAGUGGGGUUUUGAAGAGGAAGUUUAAUGAGGUCGAAGAAGACCAGUGCUACUCCUCGUCCUCCCCGUCCUCCCUCACCUCCUCGGCAGGAUGGGAUUCGGACGGAGAGAGCUGCUUCUCCGACACCCUGGACUCCACCCCUAGCAACCCUAGUUCCCCAGGAACAGCUCUAACCACAACAUCCAUCCUUAAGAAGUCCAAGCGAGCAAGGAGGGGCAAUGUGCAGUUUAACCAGGUGGAGGUUUUCUUCUUCCCGCGGUGCCAAGGCUUCACCAGUGUGCCGAGCCGCGGUGGCUGUUCCUUGGGCAUGAUGCAAAGACACAGCGCCCAGCGCCGCUACACGCUGGCAGAGUUCGCCGUCGAACAGCGCCACUUACGGCGCGAGAAGCUCAAGAACAGGAUGAGGGAGGAGAAGCUGGAUGCCCUCAAGCACAAACUUACGAAGAACGGUACUCAGGAGUCGGAGGAGGCCGAUCAGCUGACGCUGGACGACAUCCCCGAGGACGAGAUCGACCUGAGCGGCGUGAACGUGGACGACGGCUCCUUCCUGCAGCCGUACCCGUCCAAGCGGCGACACACGCUCCUCAAGGCCGCCGGCGUCAAGAAGAUAGACAAAGAGGAGAAGCGCCAGUUGCACGAGCUGCGUCUCUCGCGGGAGAACUGCGGCUGCGACUGCCAGGUGUUCUGCGAGCCGGAGACCUGUAGCUGCAGCCUGGCGGGCAUCAAGUGCCAGAUGGACCACUCGUCUUUUCCCUGCGGCUGCUCAAAGGAUGGCUGCGGGAACAUGGAGGGCCGCAUCGAGUUCAACUCCAGCCGUGUGCAGACACACUACAUCCACACCAUCAUGAAGCUGGAGCUGGAGAAGCGGCUGGAUGAGCACUCGAACCAGGGCGACCAGUCCCCGCCGCCUCAGGAGCGCCACCCGGAGCCUCAUGCCCACCCCUACCAGCAGACGUCGGCGCCGGGCGUUCCCACCAUACCCGACAUACCCACUUUCCACUUCAGCUCAGAGUUGACGUCGGUCGGGGAGAACAGCUGCAGCAGCGACAUGACUGACACGUCGUGCUCGUCAGGCCAGAGCGAGGACUGUGAGGAGAGCCCCGCUGCAGGAGAGCGUUCGCCGCUGGACGUGGACGAGAAUGGACUCACUCGCAUCCUCAGCUUCACCGACACCGACAGCGAGGACGCCAACUGCGGAAAUGGCAACAUCCGCCAUGACCGCAACAAUGACAAUGAAAAUGCCAACUGCCAGAAGAGGACUCAGUUGUCCUUAACGACGGGGUUCAGCAUCUUUGGAACAUGUUUGGAGGACAAUGAUAACUUGUCUGCCACACUCUCUGGCAGGCGCACAGACCUAGACGACAACAGGUCCUCUUCCAUGUCCGAACUCUUAGACGAGAACGCCAACCAGGGCAACGCCCUGUUCCACAGCGGCACGGUCCCCAACACGCCCUCCCCGUCGAUCGAUCACUCGUCCAGCUACAUGGACCUGAGCCUGUCUUCGGAGUCGGACCUGGAGUUCUUCGACGGGUUCCCCUGCCUUGGUCCCAGCUCUCUGUAUAACUCCCUCAAGGAGUACGAACACAUGGACAACUUUUUUCAGUUCCAGUUGCCUAGUUACCCCAGCCUGCCCCAGGGCAGCGACCCAGGGACCUGCCUCCUGGAGUCUCUGAUUGGCUUGUCAGAAUCGGUUCCAGAGCCACCGCCUACUUUCACAGACAAUCAGUUGUUGGAAGAAGCCAUGAAGUUGUCUGUGAUGGAGUCUGUAAAAGUUUAAUGUGGGCCGAGACUGUGGAAUGGACAGUAUUGUACAUAUUUAAAAAGAAAAAAAGAAACCUUUGGGGACUGGAUGUGUACAUGUAUUUACUUUGAUGUGAACCAUUUUGAUGGCUGUGGUGUCACUCGUCCCCUCCUGAUGUUGAGAUUUCUUGUUUGCCUUUGAAACUUCAGCAGAGCAGUACGUUUAAAAGUUGAAAUCAU